UGUAAUAUUGCGCAUGCCCAGUGUACCCAACUGCUUUGCUUCGUGUUCGUGCGCCUCAGACUUCUAUUAUCUCCGGGUUAGGGUAUCCUGGAACCUGAGCUACAGUCGGCUGGUGCAAACAGAACCCAGAGUGUCCCCAGAGCUUUCGGGUACGUAAACGGGAAAAGGGUGAUCAGUCUCAACUCAAAAAUCCCCCACGGCCGAGAGCCCGAGCCCACAAAGCAGCAGUUUCUACCGGAGGGACCCCAAGGAGAGGGUGAUGGGAGAAGACGCGAACUACAAGCCCCAGCGUUCAGCGCGCAAGCCGGCUCCAGGAAGGAGGCCCGCCGCGCACCGCCACCCGGCCUCGGCCCAGAACCCGGGCCUGGCGCCAAUGCUGUCGGCCUUCCAGAACGCUCAGAAUGAAGAAGACAGGCGUAGCGCUGUGAGUCAGCCCCCAGGUCUCGUAUCCAUGGCGCCUGCAAUUGCGGGGACCGUGGCGUGCUGAGGAGUGGGCUCUCUGCGGGCCAGCCCCUCGGGCCCUGGCCGAUGUCAGACCUCCAAGGUCCGGGAGUCUCCUGUGUUGCCAAGGCCGGCGGAGCCGGACGUGACGCCGCUGUGGAGGGAGAAGGGAGAGGCGGGGCGGGGCGCGGUGACGUCCUUCCAAGAUGGCGGAGAGAGAGUGAAGAAACUGUGUUCCCCCCUUGGGUUGCUAUCGAUCAAGGGUAAAAUUCCAUUCUGAAAUCAAAAUGCAGUAUUCGCACCACUGUGAGCACCUUUUAGAGAGACUGAACAAACAACGAGAAGCAGGUUUUCUUUGUGACUGCACCAUAGUGAUUGGGGAAUUCCAGUUUAAAGCUCACAGGAACGUGCUCGCCUCCUUUAGUGAGUAUUUUGGUGCGAUCUACAGAAGCACUUCUGAGAACAAUGUCUUUCUUGAUCAGAGUCAGGUGAAGGCUGAUGGAUUUCAGAAACUGUUGGAGUUUAUAUACACAGGAACUUUAAAUCUCGACAGUUGGAAUGUUAAAGAAAUUCAUCAGGCUGCUGACUAUCUCAAAGUGGAAGAGGUGGUCACUAAAUGUAAAAUAAAGAUGGAAGAUUUUGCUUUUAUUGCUAAUCCCUCUUCUACAGAGAUAUCUAGUAUUACUGGAAACAUUGAAUUGAAUCAACAGACUUGUCUUCUUACUCUACGCGAUUAUAAUAAUCAGGAGAAAUCAGAAAUUUCUACAGAUUUAGUUCAGGCAAAUCCUAAACAAGGGCCUUUAGCAAAGAAGUCAUCUCAAACUAAAAAGAAGAAGGCUUUCAACUCUCAGAAAACAGGACAGAAUAAAACAGUGCAAUAUCCCAGUGACAUUUUAGAGAAUGCAUCAGUUGAAUUAUUCCUAGAUGCAAAUAAAUUAUCCACACCCGUAGUAGAACAAGUUCUACAAAGAAAUGAUAAUUCAGAACUCGAGUUGACGUCAGUUGUGGAAAAUACUUUUCCAACACAAGAUAUUGUGCAAACUGUUACAGUGAAACGGAAACGUGGAAAAUCACAGACAAACUGUGCUCUCAAAGAACAUUCUAUGUCUAAUAUAGCCAGUGUCAAGAAUCCUUAUGAGCUGGACACCUCUAGGGAAGAACUGGAUCAGAGGUAUUCCAAGGCCAAGCCAAUGUGUAACACGUGUGGGAAAGUGUUUUCAGAAGCCAGCAGCUUGAGAAGGCACAUGAGAAUACAUAAAGGAGUCAAACCUUAUGUCUGCCACUUGUGUGGAAAGGCAUUUACCCAGUGUAACCAGCUGAAAACGCAUGUAAGAACUCACACAGGUGAGAAGCCAUACAAAUGUGAAUUGUGUGAUAAAGGAUUUGCUCAAAAAUGCCAGCUAGUCUUCCAUAGUCGCAUGCAUCAUGGUGAGGAAAAACCUUAUAAAUGUGAUGUAUGCAAUUUACAAUUUGCAACUUCUAGCAAUCUCAAGAUUCAUGCAAGGAAGCAUAGUGGAGAGAAGCCAUAUGUCUGUGAUAGGUGUGGACAGAGAUUUGCCCAAGCCAGCACACUGACCUAUCAUGUCCGCAGGCAUACUGGAGAAAAGCCUUACGUGUGUGACACCUGCGGGAAGGCAUUUGCUGUCUCUAGUUCUCUUAUCACUCAUUCUCGAAAACAUACAGGUGAAAAACCAUACAUAUGUGGUAUUUGUGGGAAAAGUUUUAUUUCCUCAGGAGAGCUCAACAAACACUUUCGAUCCCAUACAGGAGAAAGACCAUUUAUCUGUGAAUUAUGUGGAAAUUCUUAUACAGAUAUUAAAAAUUUAAAGAAGCACAAAACGAAAGUUCAUUCUGGUACAGAUAAAACUUUAGAUUCCAAUGUAGAAGAUCAUACUUUGAGUGAGCAAGAUUCCAUACAAAAAAGUCCUUUAUCAGAAACUAUGGAUGUGAAGCCUUCUGAUAUGACUUUACCACUAGCUCUUCCACUUGGGACUGAGGACCAUCACAUGCUUCUGCCUGUCACAGAUAAUCAGUCUCCCACGUCAGAUACAUUGUUGAGGUCAACUGUGAAUGGAUAUUCAGAACCACAGUUGAUUUUUUUACAACAAUUAUACUGACUUUUUGAGGAAUAUGGAAUUGUUAAGACAUCUCUGGUAGUAAACAUAAACAUCUCUGGUAAGGUGCAUAUAUCAUAUUAAAUUCCCAUUCAUAUGAGUUGUGACCAUUAUUUUUCAUUCAUUGAAGUGAAAGCACCUAAUGCUACAUCAUAACUAUAAUGCUUGUUUUGAUUUUUGGCUUUUAUGUCUGGACUAUACACACAGCUUUUUAAGGAAAGAAUUAUACAGUAGCACUAUUUUGGGUGCAUAAGUUUUUUGUUUUUUUUUUUAAAGCUGCCUUAAUUCCAUUUUUUUUGCAUUUUAGAAUUGCCCUUCAUUUCCUGGAGUAAAAUCUGUCAGUCUUUGUGAUUCAGUGGGAUUUUUUUUAUUUUCCUCCCUUCAAAAUUUAAGCAAAAUCCAUGAUAGUAUCAGCCCUUAAGUGUUGCUGUUGUAAGCCCCAUCGACCAAUACAUGAACUACGGAGAAAAAAUAAAAUUUCAUAUUUCUGCCUAUGAAAAUUUAGGUACUGAAUAAGAAUUGUGCUAUAUCUCUAUUAAUAUACUCCAUUAGAGGUAACUUUUCUAAUGAAACAAAACUGUUUCUCUUAAAAGCUAGUAAACUAUAUAAAUUUUUGUUCAUUUAGAACACAGUAUUCUGGAGAAAACCAAUGAUCAGUACUUUUGGUUUGAGUUAUUUGAGACUAUUUUCAACAUAAAUUUUAAAUAGAUAUUUGGUGUUCUUGUCAAAAAACAGUUUCAAAAUUUGAUUCAGUUUAUGUUUUACUAGGUUUCUAGUUACUGGACAUGAGGAAAAUAUACUGAGUUUUGAAAAAUUUUGAUAAGCCUCUCAUGCCUGUUAUGCACUUUUUAAAAUAAAGAUUAAAUUCUAAAAAGAAUUUUCUUGAUAUAAACUUAAUGCUUACUAUAAAUCACUUGGCUUCUAAAUUUGAUACACUGCAUAAAGAGUUAAGAAAUCAACUUCAAUUGUAAAUAAAUAUCUUGGGUUUAUCAGAAAGCCAGUUUAUUAAACAUUUUAUAUUUGAGUUUUCUUUAGGCUUUGUGCUUGUAAAUUUUAUAAAUUAAGCCACAACUUUUCUCAGUGGUUGUAGUUUCACAGUAGUCCUUUUCCUUCCAAAAGAAUGUAGCAAAUUCAAUAUUAUACUGAUAUUUGCUACAGCUUUUCCCCGUCCCACUUUACCUACGUAUUUAUUUCACUGCCUGAUCUUUGGACAUUAAAUUAUCAGUUCCACAAAGUCAGUUCCCAUAAGUGCUGAUCAAACACCAUGGUGACAUUAUUUCUUAUUUCUGCCAUGCAUUAGUUGUGGCUUGUUUUCUGGUUUUAAACUACACCUUUAAUAAAGUCAAUAUGUUUUU
Molecule: messenger RNA, 3910 nt
Organism: Galeopterus variegatus (Sunda flying lemur)
Lineage: Eukaryota; Metazoa; Chordata; Mammalia; Dermoptera; Cynocephalidae
Gene: MYNN
Product: myoneurin
Exons: 8
Coding region: 729-2558 (609 amino acids)
Biological process (GO): regulation of transcription by RNA polymerase II
Cellular component (GO): nucleus
Molecular function (GO): protein binding; RNA polymerase II cis-regulatory region sequence-specific DNA binding; DNA-binding transcription factor activity, RNA polymerase II-specific
Source: RefSeq, a predicted model, not a curated record